Messenger RNA from Anopheles cruzii, 1782 nucleotides. RefSeq lists its product as uncharacterized. The record is from RefSeq and is a predicted model, not a curated record. NCBI's taxonomy places the organism in Eukaryota, Metazoa, Arthropoda, Insecta, Diptera, Culicidae. The coding region runs from base 1 to 1278 and encodes 425 amino acids. The transcript has a single exon.
AUGCCGCCUAAAUUGAGCGACUGGGAAUUACGCCAAAUUGUGCACAAUUCCCACAUCGGACACACCGUUGAGGCGGAUGAAAUAGAUAUCAAAUCGUGGACCAUCGAACCAUUCAGUGCAACCCGAAUCGGAUUCUUGGGAGACCACUACACGCUGAAAGUUGUAUUCCGGAUCGCCGCCGGAACGCCGGAGUAUGAGGAACAGUAUUUUGUGAAAUCCCUCCCGGAAGGAAUGCCCAGCUUCACCCGGUACUUGUCGGAAAUUAGAACCUUUUCGAAAGAAACCGCCAUCUACCGGGAACUGAUGCCGCAGCUGCAGGGCACCACCUACGGUGCGCGUUUUGCCCCGCGUAGCUUCCUUCGGGACGGUCGUCGUGAUGAUGUGCUCGUGUUUGAAGAUUUAUCAUUGCAAGGCUUCCGAGUUUGGUCGCAAACGUUUGACUUGCCACAUCUGGGGCAAGCACUGCGGGCCCUGGCCAGACUGCACGCGGCAGGAAUCCGGCUGGAACAAGCUCGGGGACACUCGGUGGCGCAGCUAUAUCCCGAGCUGGUGGCGGAAAAUUCUUGGCUCCAACAAGAGGGCUAUCCUCGGGUGGCCGAACUGGAGGACAACAUCCGGUGUCUGGUGGCGUACGCCGGGGAGUUCUAUGCCGACGAAGCGCGAAGCAACCCGAAGCUACUCGAAAGUCUUCCGGGGACGAUGCGACAAAUCUACGAAUUGGUGCAACCUUCGAAAACCUACCGGAAUGUGUUCAGCCACGCGGACCUGUGGAACAAUAAUUUAAUGUUCCGAUACGAGAGUAGCACCGGCAACCGUCCGAUCGAGUGCGUGUUGGUUGACUUCCAACUGGCACGGUACGUGCCACCGGCGUACGAUUUCAACAUGCUCGUAACACUUACCACCGCCGGCCAUCGGACGUUUCUGCGGAAGCACUGGACUCAUCUGCAAAGCUUUUUCUAUCAGUCCCUCAAAACGGAGCUGGCCCAGAUGUCGGGGGGUGAACUUUCGGUAGAAGCCUUCGUGACGCUGGAAGAUUUUCGGACGUCCUCCGAGCACUACCGGAAAGCUGCAGCGCUGGAUAGCUUCAUCAUUAACUACGUGGUAAAGUUACCGAAAGGGUGCUUGGAUGAAACGUUCUCAACGCCCGAACUGUACGAUGCGUUCGUCGGCGAGAACAAGAGUCGACAAAUGCUAGAGCUACUACGAUCGCACGGCGAGUACCGGGAAACCAUGAAAGAUAUUAUUGCCAAUAUGGUUGAAAUAUUUCAACUUGGAUAACAGGGCGUAAAACGUAAAGUUUAGAUCUAAUGUACAAAGUUUAUAGCCGCUGGCCCGCUAUUGAAACGCUAUAUCAAACGGUUCGGCAAGUAUCUUCCGCAACUUUGAAUCCUGCGAACCGUCGGCGGCAGCAGCAUAGUUUUGUUUCGCACGCUGAACCACCUCCAGGGUCACCUUACGGGCCCUGAUUUUUUCCUUCAGCCCAACGGCACCAUUCUGCUGCACCGCAUCGUCGUCGCCAGCGUCGCUGGCAUCAUCCGAGAAAUCACUAUCAAACCCAUCCGCUCUGUUGGUGCUGCUGCCAUCCUGCUGCUGCACGUUGUUAUGGGCCGCCUCCUUCGCCGCCGCCGCCGCCGUGUCCUUCGUGCGCUUUUCCUCCACGAUGAGCAGCGAUCGAAGGAAGUCCUUGCACAGCAAACUUAUCGGGGCCAUCGUGUGCGAUGAAGAUGAAACGAUCUGCAAAAGAAGUGCAUCGAACGAAUGAAUGCGAAUAGGGCGCGUAUC